Molecule: messenger RNA, 3187 nt
Organism: Drosophila bipectinata
Lineage: Eukaryota; Metazoa; Arthropoda; Insecta; Diptera; Drosophilidae
Gene: asl
Product: chromosome segregation ATPase asterless
Source: RefSeq, a predicted model, not a curated record
GCAAUAGAUGCACGAAGAAGAAGAAGCUUCAAAAAUAGCGCCUGUGCCUCGGAGACGGAUUUGAAUUGAUUAAUCGAAAUAAACGAAUUUCUUGCGUCGCAUUCCAUCAGAGAUGAAUACGCCGGGCAUGAGCCUUUUCCAGGGGGCGGACACCCUGAAUGUGAACUCUACGUUGGAUCGCCAGGAAGAGGAGGAGGCGUUGCAGGAUCAGAAAAGACGCGAGGAAGAGUUGGGAAACCUGCUUGAAAAUGCCUUCGAUGAUCUGGACGAUGAGGAGAACACAAUCGACUCUACUACGAAUUUCCAGUCUGAAUCGACUCCAUCGGAACCCUUUCUACCCACACACCCGCCACAUCCGUAUCCGUUGCAGGAAAAUCAUCAGCAUGCUGGGGAAAUAAACCGCCUAAAAAUGAUUCUCCAAUCCAAGACUAACGAAUUGGAAAAUGUUAAUCAAAUAGCCACCGCAGCUCACAAGCAACUGGACGAAUGUCAAAAGAGGCUGACUAUAACACAGGCAGAGCUGGAGAGGGCGUUGCGGGAGAAGCAAAAUACUCACGAAUUACUGGUAGAGACGAAGGAGCGGUGCUCCAAUCAGGACAAUGGUCUGGAGAAGCUGCGGGCGGAGAAGAAACUGCUCGAGGAGGAAAACACGCGUCUGGUGGGUCAGCUGGAGGUGACCAGGACGCUUCUUUCCGACAUUCAAUGCAAAUAUGACAUGGUCCAAAAGGAGUUCCAUAAAAAGGAGGAAAGAAGCGCCGAAAUACGGGUCAAACAUCUCGAAGAUAAUCACCGGGCGCAGUGCGACCUGCUUCAAAACCAACUUACACAAAUGGCCAGUCAGUUGGACCGCAAGAAGAGCGAGCUGGAGCAGAUGCAGUCCCGGUACAAUGCUCUGCAGUCAGGGCAUGAAUCUAUGCUUUUGGAUAAAGCUGCCAAGAUAAAUGAGUUGAAUCAAGCCUUAGAUGUUGCCCAGGUGCGAUGCAGACACUCAGAGGACCUGGAAGCUGACAACCAACGCCAGAAGCAAUGUAUCUCUGAUCUGAAUGCGCGCAUUGCGAGCCUGGAGCAAACCAUCAACUUGCUAAAUGAUCGGGUGAGCGAAACUACAGCUGAGCUGGACCUUAUGGAUAGCUUGUUGCAGCAACAUCAGACAGACGAGUCUCCCCAAGCUCGGCUUAGUCAAGUGGGUGCCUCCCGGCUUGUGGGCAGCACGCCCCUAAAUCCUCUAGACAGGGUCAGUCACAUCAAACAGGAGCUAUAUCGGGCACUGGCGAAUCUUAAGGGCAAAAGAGAGGAAGUACGGCGGCUGGAGAAACAGCUGGAAGAGCGUAAUCACGAAAUUCGGCAUUUACACGAACAGGAGAAUCAAUCCUUAGUCCAACUGGCAACCCUCAAGGAAGACAAAACCCGACUAGAGAAUCGUCUUAAAUCUUUGCAGGAGGAAAUGCAAGAGCUGAAAUGCCAUCCUCAGCUGGAAAAUCAACUUUCUCUUUUGACGGAAGAACGGGAUUCGCUAAAGGAUCUUAAUCGGAAAAUUGAAGACCAACUUGUCAGCGCCGAGAAGCAAUUGGCGGAUCUCAAAGAGCAACAUGAAAGCCUAGAAGAAAAACACGAUGAACUUACGCAGGAAAACCGAAAGCUUAGAAACAGUACCACUGCAGAUGACUUACGCCUUGAAUUGGAAAGACACAAGAUCCUGCUGAAGGAUGCCCAAAGCGAAGUAGAACGACUCAAGAAGCUCUAUGCAGACAUUGCCACGGACAAGGAGUCUUUGGAAUAUGACCUUAAGAAACUAAGACAGUCGGACACGCUAAUGGAGCUGCAGGAGCAAACCCAGCAGCUGGCGGCUGCCCAGCGAAAUCUUAAGCUAGUGGAAAUGAAAUCUGAAGAGCUGAGCAAGAUCUUGGAGGCGGAGAAGCUCAACCACGAACGGGAGCUGCAGGCUUUGCGCCAGAAACACGAGCGCCAGAAGCGAGAGGAGGCAGCUUCCAAGGAGAGCUCUGAAAGUUGUAGCAAGUGCAUUGAGAACAUGGCUGAAAUUGCUAAGGCGGAAAUCCGGAUAUUAAAGCUUGAAAACGUUAAUAGCGCGCAGAUCAAGGAAAUAAAAAACCUGGAGCUCGAACUCGAGGAGUCUAAGAGGAUGCAAGCAGUUAUGGCUGAGAAGAUAGAGCUCUCAGUAAAGCAGGAGGAAUUAAUUGCUGAACUCAAGGAGAAGGCCAAUCAGUUCCAGGCUUUUGUUAGUCAGCAGGCGGAAAUGGAACUCCAAAAACUUCAGAAGAAAGCUUGUCCUAGUCCCAAGGAAGAUUCUCCGCUUGGUGCAUCGCCGAAAGACUUGUCCCAGGAGCGUAUCAAGCGUAUAGAGCAGCGGGUACGGGAUGAGAUGGCGAAACUGUUUGCCGCCGAGCUCAAAAAGUUCACGACACGGCUACAACUGACAGAAGAGAAGAACCAGUGCCUUCAGAGGGAAUAUCAGUCAGUUUAUUCUGAGUUGCAGCAGCGUCAAACGGAAGUCGAUCUUCUAAAGCAGACAAUCCUGGCAGAGCGCGAGAAGAUUGAAGAGAUGCUGGCCGCCAAAGAGGAGAAGGAAAAGGCCAUGCUCCACAUGUGCCGUCAGGAGCUGCAGGCUAAAAAUCAUCGGAUUGAGGAACUAACGCGAGAGUCCGAUGAACAUCAGGCGAGCAUAGAAUCGGAACGGAAGUCAAUGAAAGUGGUUAUGGCGCACUGGGAGAAGCAGCAGGAGUCCAUUGAGCAGGUUGAGAAGAAGUGGCGGGAGCAGUUGGAAACCAUGAGGGCUGCCCACGAAGAGGCUAUGCGUGCCGCUCAGCAUCGUUACCAAAGUGCCAAACGGACCGCCCAAAACUACAAGCUCUAUGCCGAGGACAAAGAGGCGCACAUGAAGCGCGAGUACGAGCGCAUCAAGCGGGAAUACGAAGCCUCGUUGUCGAAAAUCGAAAGACAGGUAAACCAGCGCAUCGUUCACAAAAGUCGCGAUCGGCACCGCGACAAAGAGAACCAGCCCAUCAAUAGCAACACCGCCGUAACGACUACAAGCAACGGAAGUGGGAACACCAACAGUAAAGGAAGUUAGUAUUAGUCGCCUCUUUUGUAAAUCUUUAUUGUUACACCCCACAAUACAUUCCCUCGAGGUGAUGAUUUAUUUUUCAUCAUCCCUCGAUAAGGUAAACUA